Messenger RNA from Mytilinidion resinicola, 1858 nucleotides. RefSeq names its product WD40 repeat-like protein. The record is from RefSeq and is a predicted model, not a curated record. Gene Ontology annotation, cellular component: cortical actin cytoskeleton. Bases 29 to 1858 code for a protein of 609 amino acids. The transcript has 4 exons. Gene Ontology annotation, biological process: actin filament depolymerization; positive regulation of actin filament depolymerization. Lineage: Eukaryota; Fungi; Ascomycota; Dothideomycetes; Mytilinidiales; Mytilinidiaceae. Gene Ontology annotation, molecular function: actin filament binding.
CUACGUCCUCACCCAGCAACAGCAAUUCAUGAUGUCUAUAGUCUCUGAGGCCAUCUGGGCCGCAUCUCCCACGACCACCCGCGGCCAACCCACCCCGCUGUCGUCAGAUCCCAAGGGCGAGAGGGUAGCAUAUGCGUCCAACAAGUCAAUCUUCCUACGAAACAUCGACAAUCCAGCCAUCAGCAAACAAUACACAGCCCACACCUCCCAGACUUCUGUCGCCCGCUUCUCGCCCUCAGGCUACUACGUAGCUAGUGGUGACGUCUCUGGCACCGUGAGGGUAUGGGACUGUGUAGGAGAGGGCGCUACAAAAGGCGAAUACCACAUCAUAUCCGGCCGCAUCAAUGAUAUUGCAUGGGAUGGCGACAGCCAACGGAUAAUUGCUGUCGGUGACGGGAAAGAACGCUUUGGGCACUGCAUCACGGCAGACAGCGGCAACAGCGUGGGCGAGAUAUCUGGACACUCUUCGCAGAUCAAUUCGGUUUCUAUACGCCAGCAGCGGCCGCUGCGUGCGGUUACUGGGAGUGACGAUACGAGUUUGGUCUUCUACCAUGGUGCACCUUUCAAGUUCAAUACGAAUCUGCGGGGUCAGCAUAGUAGAUUUGUGUUUGGGACUGCGUUCAGCCCGGAUGGCAACGUGUUUGGGAGUGUUGGUGCGGACAAGAAAAUUUGGCUAUUCGAUGGCAAGACGGGCGAGCAGAAGACCGCAAUCGGCGAUGGCGUUCACACGGGCAGUAUCUUCGGGAUUUCUUGGUCGAAAGACUCGAAGCAGUUCGUCACGGCGAGCGCCGACCAAACUGUCAGAAUAUGGGACGCCGAGGCUGGAAAAGCUGUUCAGACGUGGAGAAUGGGCGAAGAAGGCGUCGUCAGCAUUCCCGAUCAGCAAAUGGGAGUAGUCUGGCCCUCAGGACGGAGCGACGGCCUCGUCAUCAGCGUCGACCUCGAAGGAAACCUCAACUAUCUGAUCCCAGGCUCUCAAAAACCGACGCAGGUCGUCCGUGGACACCAGAAGAACGUCACUGCGGCUGCUAUAUCUGACUCUACAUUCUUCACCGGCAGUUUUGAGGGCCGCAUUCGAGCUUGGGACAUCUCCACAGGCCUCGCCGACAAAGUCGAUGGUGAUGGCCACUCGAAUUACGUAGCCGGCCUCACUGCGACGUCGGCAAAAGGAGAACCCCAGGUCUACAGCGUCGGCUGGGACGACUCCCUCCGCUCCAUCUCUGUCCCAACCAAGACCUUCACAGGCUCUAGCACUUCCCUCAAGUUCCAACCAAAAUGCGUAACCACCACCUCCGGCACCGUUCUCAUCGUAGCACCAGAAUCCAUCGAACUCUACAAUGACGGCGAAUCCGUAGGCUCCUUCCCCGUCAAAUACACCCCCACCACCAUCGCCGCCUCUGGCUCCACAGUGGCCGUCGGGGGUGACGACAAACUCGUCCACAUCUACACCCUCAGCGGCACCACCCUCAAAGACGCCUCCACCGAGCUCCGCCGUGCCACCUCCCCCAUCUCCGCCCUCGCCUUCUCAGCAAACGGGGAACGUCUCGCCGUCGGCGCUGCGAAUGGCAAGAUCUAUGCCUUCGAAGCUGGCGGGGAGUGGAAACUCAUCACCGACCGGUGGAGCGCGCAUACCGCGCGAAUUACGAGCCUAGCGUGGGACGAGAGCGCGGAGGCGGCGGCGAGCGGGAGUCUGGAUACGAAUGUAAUGGUGUGGAGUGUGAAGGAUCCGGGGAAGAGGAUUAAGGCGCUGAAUGCGCAUAAGGAUGGGGUUACGGGGGUUGCGUGGGCGGGGGUCGGUAAGGUGGUGAGCACGGGGGGUGAUGCGGCGGUCAAGGUGUGGAAAGUGAGUGGGUUGUGA